Molecule: messenger RNA, 2415 nt
Organism: Anolis sagrei ordinatus
Lineage: Eukaryota; Metazoa; Chordata; Lepidosauria; Squamata; Anolidae
Gene: KLHL18
Product: kelch like family member 18
Molecular function (GO): protein binding
Source: RefSeq, a predicted model, not a curated record
AUCAAGGACGUCACUUCCGGCGUUUCUCUCACUCUCUCAGUGAAAGCGGUGCGGCGACGGUGGCCGAGCGGGGCCAAGCGGAGGAGGAGGAGGAGGUGGAGGAAGUGAUGCCGCCAUGCUGGAAACGGCGGGCCCGGAUCCGGAGCUGGACCCGGAGGAUUUGGUCCACUUCUCGGUGGGGGACUUGCCCAGCCGGGGCUACGGCGUGAUGGGAGAGAUACGCAGGCAAGGGAAGCUCUGCGACGUCACCCUCAAGGUCGGAGACCACAAGUUUAGCGCCCACCGGAUCGUCUUGGCGGCUUCGAUCCCGUAUUUCCACGCCAUGUUCACGAACGACAUGAUGGAGUGCAAGCAAGACGAGAUUGUCAUGCAAGGCAUGGACCCAAGCGCACUAGAAGCUCUGAUCAACUUUGCCUACAACGGUCACUUGGCGAUAGACCAGCAGAAUGUCCAGUCCUUGCUGAUGGGAGCCAGCUUCCUGCAGCUGCAGAACAUCAAGGAUGCCUGCUGCUCCUUCCUCAGAGAGAGGCUUCACCCAAAGAACUGCCUGGGCGUGCGCCAGUUUGCCGAAACCAUGAUGUGUGCCGUACUUUACGACGCUGCCAACAGCUUCAUCCACCAGCACUUUGUGGAGGUCUCCAUGUCGGAGGAGUUCCUGGCCCUCUCCUUCGAGGACGUCCUGGAGCUGGUCUCGAGGGACGAGCUCAACGUGAAGCUGGAGGAACAGGUCUUUGAAGCUGCCUUGGCCUGGGUGAGGUACGACCGAGAGCACCGAGAGCCCUUUCUGCCCGAGCUCCUCUCCAAAAUCCGACUGCCUCUCUGCCGGCCCCAGUUCCUCACGGAUCGCGUGCAACAGGAUGACCUGGUCCGCAGCUGCCACAAGUGCAGGGACCUGGUGGACGAAGCAAAAGACUAUCACCUCAUGCCAGAGCGCCAGCCGCACCUUUCGGCUUUCAAAACCCGCCCCCGCUGUUGCACCUCCAUUGCAGGACUCAUCUACGCCGUCGGAGGACUCAACUCUGCAGCAAAUUUCUAUGCAGGCGACUCGCUGAACGUGGUGGAAGUCUUCGACCCCAUUGCCAACCGCUGGGAGAAGUGCCAGCCCAUGACGACGGCCCGCAGUCGAGUCGGCGUAGCGGUGCUGAACGGGCUCCUGUACGCCAUUGGGGGCUACGACGGGCAGCUGAGGCUCAGCACCGUGGAAGUGUACAACCCAGAGGCCGACACCUGGUCCAAAGUGGGGAGCAUGAACAGCAAGCGAAGUGCCAUGGGGACGGUAGUGUUGGACGGACAAAUCUACGUUUGCGGCGGGUACGACGGCACUUCCUCCCUCAACUCGGUAGAAGCCUAUUCCCCUGAAACAGACCGGUGGACAGUGGUGACCCCCAUGAGCUCCAACCGCAGCGCGGCCGGAGUGACGGUAUUCGAAGGUCGGAUCUUCGUCUCUGGCGGACACGACGGGCUCCAGAUCUUCAACAGCGUAGAACACUACAACCACCACACGGCGUCGUGGCAUCCGGUGGCCAGCAUGCUCAACAAACGCUGCCGACACGGAGCCGCAGCGCUCGGCAGCAAGAUGUUCGUCUGCGGCGGCUACGACGGCUGUGGCUUCCUCAGCAUCGCCGAGGUGUACGACUCCAUGGCGGACCAGUGGUACCUGAUCGUGCCCAUGAACACCCGCCGCAGCCGCGUCUCGCUGGUGGCGAACUGUGGCCGCCUCUACGCCGUGGGGGGCUACGACGGACAGUCCAACCUCAGCUCCGUAGAAAUGUACGACCCGGACACCAACCGCUGGACGUUCAUGGCCCCCAUGGUGUGCCACGAGGGAGGGGUCGGGGUCGGGUGCAUUCCCCUCAUGGCCAUCUGAGGAGCCGGGUGGGCGGGAGCGAGGGUCGGUCAGUCGGUCAGUCAUUCAUGCGCACCAUAACUGACAGGGCAAGAAAUUGACCCCGUUCGUCACGAAGGGAUGGUUGACGGACGUCUACUCUACCAAGAGAGGUACAUCCCAUCUCAAGGUGCUUGGAACGUUGUCCUUUGGGGAAAACGCACAAAAACGGAACCACGUUCCUGCGAAGUGGGGUUUGAAGGUUCGGGCUACUUGAACAAAGGCUGCCCACCGCUUUCUCCUUCACUGACAGACAUGCUUCUGGCUUCUUUAGGCCAUACCCUCCUUCACCUUCCAUGAUGCUGCGCUGGUUCAUUUGUGAUGACAUUUGUGGGGAGUUUUGAUGGAAUAGUGACGUGUGUUGCAUGAAGCAGAGCUUGGAAGGAUGCGGGCAUCCUGAUGUUGGUAGACUUCGAGUCCUAGCAGACAUCGGCGCAUCAUUCUGGGGUUCCCACCCAAGGUGUAAAGCAGGCAUGGGCCAACUUGGGCCCUCCCUCCAGGCGUUUUGGACUUCAACUCCCACAAUUCCU